AUGCCCUCCUAUGCCAAAUUCUUAAAGGAAAUUCUAUCAAACAAGAGACGAUUAGAGGAGUAUGAGACCGUAGCCUUAACUCAAGAGUGUAGUGACAUCAUAAAAAAUAAGCUACCACCUAAGCUUAAAGAUCCUGGUUCGUUUUCAAUUCCUUGCACAAUUGGUGAUAUGUCAAUUAAUCGUGCUCUAUGUGAUCUUGGUGCUAGUGUCAGUCUUAUGCCAUUGUCUAUAUUUAACAAGUUGCAGAUAGGAGACUUGAAGCCCACCACUAUCUCCCUCCAAUUAGCAGAUCGAUCGGUUAAACGUCCAAUAGGUAAAUUAGAAGAUGUACCUAUCCAGGUUGGUAAAUUCUUUAUUCCGGUUGAUUUUGUUAUUCUUGAAAUUAAGGAGGAUUCUCAAGUCUCCAUUAUAUUGGGAAGACCUUUCCUUACUACCGCUGGAUUGACAUGA
This is a messenger RNA of Asparagus officinalis (garden asparagus), 450 nucleotides long. RefSeq lists its product as uncharacterized. The record is from RefSeq and is a predicted model, not a curated record. The coding region runs from base 1 to 450 and encodes 149 amino acids. The transcript has 2 exons. NCBI's taxonomy places the organism in Eukaryota, Viridiplantae, Streptophyta, Magnoliopsida, Asparagales, Asparagaceae.